GAAGAAAGCUUUCAAUUCGUCAUCCAUGAUGUAACUGCAGGAUCUCAAACCCUUGCUUGGACUCAGAACUUCUUGUUGUGAAGUCGCGCUUCUGUCUCUCCGCGAGAUUCGAACCUGAGACAUUCUGUGCAACAUCACCAAAGAUGCAUCACUGCUCAGAGUGUGGGAAAAGUUUUACUCAAAGUGGUCACUUAAAAAUUCACCAGUGCGUUCACACAGGAGAGAAGCCCUACGACUGCUCACAGUGUGGGAUAAGCUUUACAACAAUGAUUUUGCCUGGAAUCCAGCCAUAAUUCUUCAUACUGUAGGUCCCCCCAGAUUGGGAGCUACAAGACACCAAAAUACACAAAACAGUUUAAACAGAUAAUGUUAGCUAAGGUCUUAUGAUGGUGGUAAUGAACCAUUAAACUGACUGUCAACCAACAAUAGACUCAAAAGAAAAAAAAAAAAAAAAAACCUGCUGGGACAUGGAGUUUGAAGUGAAAGAGCGCUUCUUUGUCCACACAGUUUUGAAGCUCUGAUACUCUCCAGAACAUCACUAAAAUCUCCUGAUUCUUUACAGCUCUUAGAAUGAAACCCAGGAGAAGCUCUUUAGGAAAAUCUCCACACACUUUUGCUGAUACUGGAUCAAAGAUGUACCACUGCGCAGAUUGUGGAAAGGGUUUUACCCGAAAUAAUUCUCUCAAGAUGCACCAGCGCAUUCACACAGGAGAGAGGCCGUAUCACUGUAAACAGUGUGGGAAGAGUUUUACCCAAAACAUUCAUCUCCAAAAACACCAGCGCAUUCACACAGGAGAGAGGCCAUAUCACUGUGAACAGUGUGGGAAGAGUUUUGCGCAAGACAGUCAUCUCCAAAUACACCAGCGCCUUCACACAGGAGACAGGCCGUAUCACUGUGAACAGUGUGGGAAGAGUUGUACUACUCCGACUAAUCUCAAGUGGCACCAGCACAUUCACACAGGAGGAAAGCCGUAUCACUGUGAACAGUGUGGAAAGAGUUUUACCCAAGACAGUCAUCUGCAAAUACACCAGCGCAUCCACACAGGAGAGAGGCCGUAUCACUGUGGAGAGUGUGAGAAGAGUUUUACUUCUCAUACUGGUCUCAAGCAGCACCAGCGCUUUCACACAGGAGAGAGGCCGUAUCACUGUCAACAGUGUGGAAAAAGUUUUACUUCUCAUACUGGUCUCAAGCUGCACGAGCGCAUUCACACAGGAGAGAGGCCGUAUCACUGUGCAGAUUGUGGAAAGGGUUUUACCCAAAAUAGUGCUCUCAAAAGUCACCAGCGCAUUCACACAGGAGAGAGGCCGUAUCACUGUAAGCAGUGUGGUAAGAGUUUUACUUCACAGACUGGUCUCAAGCAGCACAAGCGCAUUCACACAGGAGAGACGCUGCAUCACUAUGAACAGUGUGGGAAGAGUUUUACUUCUGAGACUGGUCUCAAGCAGCACCAGCGCAUUCACGCAGAAGAGAGGCCGUACCACUGUGCAGAUUGUGGAAAGAGUUUUACCCAAAAUAGUUUUCUCAAAAUUCACCAGCGCAUUCACACAGGAGAGAGGCCGUAUCACUGUGAACAGUGUGGGAAGAGUUUUUAUUCUCAGAAUAUUUUCAAGCGGCACCAGCGCAUUCACACAGGAGAGAGGCCGUACCACUGUGCAGAUUGCGGAAAGGGUUUUACCCGAAAUAGUUCUCUCAAAAUUCACCAGCGCAUUCACACAGGAGAAAAGCCGUAUCACUGUAAACAGUGUGGGAAGAGUUUUUAUUCUCCGACUACUCUCAAGCAGCACCAGUGUAUUCACACAGGAGAGACGCCGUAUCACUGUGCACAGUGUGGAAAGAGUUUUACCCAAGACAGUCAUCUCCAAAUACACCAGCGCAUUCACACAGGAGAGAGGCCGUAUCACUGUGGAGAGUGUAAGAAGAGUUUUACUUCUCAGACUGGUCUCAAGCGGCACCAGCGCAUUCACACAGGAGAGAGGCCGUAUCACUGUGAACAGUGUGGGAAGAGUUUUACCCAAGACUGUCAUCUCCAAAUACACCAGCGCAUUCACACAGGAGAGAGGCCGUAUCACUGUGCAGAUUGUGGAAAGCGUUUUACCCAAAAUAGUUCUCUCAAAACUCACCAGCGCAUUCACACAGAAAAGCCGUAUCACUGUAAACAGUGUGGGAAGAGUUUUAAUUCUCCGACUACUCUCAAGCACCACCAGUGCAUUCACACAGGAGAGAGGCCGUAACACUGUAAACAAUGUGGGAAGAGUUUUACCCAAGACAGUCAUCUCCAAAUACACCACAGGAGAAAGGCGGCAUCACUGUGAACAGUGUGGGA
Messenger RNA from Clarias gariepinus (North African catfish), 2324 nucleotides. RefSeq names its product zinc finger protein 850-like. Gene Ontology annotation, biological process: regulation of DNA-templated transcription. Gene Ontology annotation, molecular function: DNA-binding transcription factor activity, RNA polymerase II-specific; RNA polymerase II cis-regulatory region sequence-specific DNA binding. NCBI's taxonomy places the organism in Eukaryota, Metazoa, Chordata, Actinopteri, Siluriformes, Clariidae. The coding region runs from base 571 to 2232 and encodes 553 amino acids. The transcript is spliced from 5 exons. The record is from RefSeq and is a predicted model, not a curated record.